UGUGUUCAAUCUGUUUUGAAAAGUUCAAAAUUCCGCGUUAUCUACCAUGCACACAUUCGUUUUGUCAUGGUUGUUUAUCAUCCAAUAUCCUUAGCGCGUGCAAGGCUACGGAACCUCGUCUGGGUUUUAAUUGCCCAUUAUGUCGUACUUACAUUCCUUGUAUUGGCCAAACUAAUAGGCCUGAGGAGUGGGCGGAACUUUUUCCUGAGAAUGAUGUUUUGGAAAAAUUAUCAGUUAAUUCAGAAAUUACAUUUUGUCAGGCAUGUUUGCGGGAGAACGAAGAGGAGAAUGCGACCGAUUUUUGUUUAUACUGCGUGGAACAGUUGUGCAAAAUAUGUACAAAAAGUCAUAGAAGAGGUUUGACAACGCGUGAUCACGUGAUAAUUCCACUGAAAGAGAUGAAUGGGAUGAAUCUUACACCAAAAGCUGUCCAUGAGAACAUUUGUGCAAAACAUGGAGAUAAGAAGUUAGAGUUAUUCUGUAAUGAUCACGAAAAGCUGUGCUGCACGAUGUGUGUUAGCUUGGAACAUAGGAAAUGUGACAGUUUUGACACCGUGGACAAAACUGCAGAAACUGUAAGGAAAUUACUGAAUGAUAAGGCUGAUAAAUUAUUGGAGGAUGUGCAAAUUCUAGAAAACAAAUUAUCUGAUGCAAAAUGGGAGCAAGAAAGGUUUGUCAUACAACUAGACGCCAGUGCAGAUCGCAGUACGGAGAACACUGAAAAAACCUUCAACGAUGCUAUUGAUCACCUGCAAUGCUUAAAGAAUGAUUAUCUAACAAAAAUGUCCAAAGCUGUAAAGAAAAGCAAAGAGGAAUGUGAAAAAUGCUUAGAAGCUUUCACGGAUGGCAUUCAGUGCGCAAAUUUCUGUAACACCUUCCAUUUUAACUUGAUCAAUUCCAUUUGA
Molecule: messenger RNA, 905 nt
Organism: Saccostrea echinata
Lineage: Eukaryota; Metazoa; Mollusca; Bivalvia; Ostreida; Ostreidae
Exons: 1
Coding region: 399-905 (168 amino acids)
Molecular function (GO): zinc ion binding
Source: RefSeq, a predicted model, not a curated record